UGAAUAUCCAGACUUCGUCAAGAUAUUGUCCGGUGAAAAGAAUCAACAUAAUCGACGCAAAAGCUAGGUUCCCACCAUGUCAAAUCCAUCCUCUCAUCCCGUCUUCGCCCCCGGUUCGACCGCGCUCAUCACCGGCGCCGCGUCUGGCAUCGGCCUUGCCAUCGCCAAGCUCUGCAAGAGCCAUGGGAUGAAUGUCUAUCUAAUCGACCGGAACGCGGAGCUUCUUGUAAACGCCAAGACGGAACUGACGGGCGGGAACUUUGGGGACCGCUCGGUUAUGGUAGCGACAUAUGAUGUGUCGAAACUGAGUGACUGGGAUAGCUUGAAGCGGGAUGCGGCGGAGUUGUUUGGGAGUAUUGAGCUUUUGGUGCUCAACGCCGGAACGGUUGCGAAGGGGGGUUGGGAGGAUAAUGAGUAUUUCUCCAAAAUCCUGCAAACUAAUCUCUUCGGCGUCAUAAACGGGAUCAAUACCUUCCUCCCUGUCGUGAAGCAGGCGUCAGCGAAGAAGCCAACCGCCAUCGUUAUCACAGGAAGCAAGCAGGGCAUCACCAACCCCCCGGGAAACCCAGCUUACAAUGCGUCUAAAGCGGCCGUCAAGUCGCUGGCGGAGCAGCUCGGCUAUGAUCUACGCGACUCGAAGACAAGCGUCCACCUGCUGGUCCCUGGAUGGACGUUCACAGGGCUGUCUGGUGGUGGUCCAGACAGUACGGUUGAAAAGCCCACAGGGGCAUGGCGUCCCGAUCAAGUAGCGGACUAUAUGUUCAAGAAAAUGGCGGAGGACAAGUUCUAUAUCCUUUGUCCUGAUGAUGAUGUCAAUGAAGAAACGGACAAAAAGCGGAUAGCGUGGAGUGCAUGGGAUAUCAUUUCCGGCCGGCCGCCACUGACGAGAUGGAGACCGGAAUGGAAGAAAGAGGCAGAGGAGUCGAUGGCAAAGAUGGAUUUGUGAUUAUGGCUUGAAAACUCGUCUGGCUAUGGACUCCAUGUAAACAGUUGGGAAAACCACAAUAGAAACGAGAGAAAGGAAAGAAGUUUUGUGUACAGAAUAUAGUGCUCUUACUGUUUCAUUGAAACGCGGUGGCACUAAGCGCCCUUCCAGGGUGAGAUGCGCCAUGUUUCAUGAGUAUCAUCC
Messenger RNA from Eremomyces bilateralis CBS 781.70, 1129 nucleotides. Its product is annotated as short chain dehydrogenase/reductase. Gene Ontology annotation, cellular component: intracellular anatomical structure. The coding region runs from base 77 to 946 and encodes 289 amino acids. Gene Ontology annotation, molecular function: oxidoreductase activity, acting on NAD(P)H, oxygen as acceptor. The transcript is spliced from 3 exons. The record is from RefSeq and is a predicted model, not a curated record. NCBI's taxonomy places the organism in Eukaryota, Fungi, Ascomycota, Dothideomycetes, Eremomycetales, Eremomycetaceae.